AUGACCAUCUCCCACUACGGUGUCUGGGUCUGUCAGCCUACUCACUAUGCCGCCGAGACGGAGAAGCAGGACUCCAAGUCCCCUCACAUCUACCUUUACUUCACCGACGAUUCCUCGUCGAGCAGGAAGCUCGAGGCUGCCAUCAAUGUCAAGUCAACCGAUAAGGAUACGCGGCUCGUCUUUUGGCUGAAUCGCAAUUUCAGCCACCCCAUCACCGAGCAGCUCUCGAACCUCGAGCAAGGGUUCCACCUGACUCAGUCAAAUGCUUCGGACAACUCAGCCCAAGAGAACUACAGUCAAGAUUCUUCUCGCCAUCAAAACCACGGUCACCACCAUAAACACGGCAAUCGUGAACGCCUUGUUCGUCGACAAGAGUCUACCUUGCAGGGCCUUGACUUCGUCCGUACAAAGAACAUUGUCGAUAUCGAAUCCGGUCAAGUUCUUCCCCAUGAUAUCCCCGGUCCUAACAAUGACAUUCUGGAUAAACUCGACCCCAUUCUGACCGACGCAAUCAACAAGAAGGCGACUGCCUAUAUUUUUGGAUCGUCAUACGGCUCUGGAAUUCAUGAUGUCCACAUGAACCAGGGCAGUCUUCCCAAUUUUAAUAACGGUAUCUACGAAGAUGGGGCAUUGCUGUUCAAGUUCGAUGAUGGACACUGGGAGGCUGUCUUCCUGGCUUUUGCCUCACAGAAGAUCCCUACAGAUGACCAAGGUGAAGCGCAGUCAAACAGCAAGUCGCUGGCGGAUAUUCUGCGGAAGCAAUGA
Messenger RNA from Penicillium subrubescens, 765 nucleotides. Its product is annotated as YukJ family protein. The transcript has a single exon. The coding region runs from base 1 to 765 and encodes 254 amino acids. NCBI's taxonomy places the organism in Eukaryota, Fungi, Ascomycota, Eurotiomycetes, Eurotiales, Aspergillaceae. The record is from RefSeq and is a predicted model, not a curated record.